UAAUAUUCUGCAUAUAUUCUAAUAGUUUUUUUUAUUUUUUUUUAAAUUCUUUCAUAACUCUUGAUUACAAUUUUUUAAUAAUUGGUCAACAGUUGGUAAAGGGAGAUUACUCUGACACCAAUGUUGCUAACUAAAACAAAACAAUCAUCUGGCAUUUCUUGUUGCUCAAGACCCCUUAAUUUACUUUAAUAUUUACACUCUAAACUAAUAAUAUUCCUGGAGUCGGCAGUUACAAUAUGUUAGGUGAUCAUCAUGGUCCUAUUAAAGACUUGGAACUGAACAGAACAUGAUCCCUUAACAGAUUAGAUCAAAGUGGAAGGACAUAUAAAGACAUAGGGUACAGACUCCCAGACAACAUUGAAAUGCAUAGGAAACUAAAAGAAGCGCAGGAUCAAAUCAAAAGCUUGGACAUUCUCCUCACGGGGGCCAACAAACAAAAGGAUAUGUUUGAAAAAAUUUAUAAAGUCUUGGAACAGAAGUUGUCUUCAGGUGAACAAAAUCUGAAAGAGCUAGAAAGUGAAAAGAACAAAUUAAACAAAGCCAUUUCAGAAUUGCAGAAGGAAAAUACAGAUUUGGAAAGCAAAAGAGCCAGCGCUGAACAUGAGAGCCAUGCUAUUUCUGCUCAGCUGGAAAAGGAAAAGAACACUGUAAAGAAUCUACAGAAAGAAUGCUUGUCACUUCAGUCUUAUGUCUGUAAACUUCAGAAUGAGGUGAAAGAACUAGAAUCUGAGAAAAUCAAAUUAGCCAAAAUCAUUUCAAAGUUGGAAAACACUAAAGCUAAUUUGGAGAAAGAUAGGGAUGCCAUCUCUUCUUGUUUGAAUGAGGAAAAAGAAAGGUAUAAGAAAGAAUGUGCUACUUUAAUGUCAACAAUAACACAGUUGCAAAGGGAGGGGAAAAUCUAUGAUGAGGAAAACAAUAAAAUGGACAGAACAAUCCAAGAGCUAGUGACAAUGAAUGCCAGUCUAGAGAAAACUAAAGAUAUCAUUGCUACUCAGCUUGAAGCCGAGAGAGACAAGCCACAGAAAGAGUUAAAAUCAUCCAUAUCAGUAUUACUAGAGGAAUCAGAGGCAGAGAAAGUCAAGUUAAGCAGUAGAAUAAUGGAGUUACAGAAAGAGACUUUAGAAUUGGGAAAGAAAUUAGAAAAUACUGAGCAAGAGUUUCAAUCUGUUUCAUCCCAACUUUUGGAAGAAAAGAGUUCAGUCAGCACUAUCAAAGAAGAAUGCUCAGCAAUGAAUUUUACCAUUUUAAAAAUGGAGAAUGAAAUAGCAGGUUUGAAAACUGAAAAAAUUAAUUUAGUCCAAGGUUUAUCAGAGUUAGAAAACGUAAGAGCUAGUCUUGAGAAAGACAAAAAUGGCCUCUCUUCAUGCAUAGAGGAGGAAAGAGAAAGUCCAAAAAAGAAUGUUCAGUUUUUAUGUCAUUAAUAACAGAACUAAAACAGGAACGUGAACAGUUUCACCCGGAAGUGGUUCAAUUAAAAAUAACAAUUGAUGAGCUAGAGAAAAAAAAUGCUAGCUUAGAGAAUGAUAAGAAAGCUAUUUCUUCCCAAUGGGAAUUGGAAAGAGACAAAUCACAGAUUGCACUUAAAGAAUCAGAGGCAGAGAAAGAGAAAUUGAAUGCUAUGAUAUCAGAGGUACAGAAAGUGUCAUUGGAGUUGGAAAAGAAAUUAGAAGAUUCAGUACAAAAGUGUCAAGCGAUUUCUUCUGAACUGAAGGAAGAAAAGAUCUCAGUCAGCACUUUCAAAGAGGAGUACUCAUGGAUGAAGUUAGCUGUUUCAUCAAUGGAAACUGAAUUAGCAGAUCUAAAAGCUGAAAGAACAACUUUAGUUCAGACUAUGUCAGAAUUAAAAAAUGCUAGAAUCUGCCUUUCUUCUCGCCUUGAUGAGGAGAGAGACAUGUCAAAGAAAGACUUAUCGAUUUUAAUGUCAUCACUUGUAGAGCUAAAAAAUGAUAUUGAAUAUUUUCAAGUGGAAAAAAAUCAUUUAAAUGAAGCCAUCAAUGAGUUAAAGAUGAAAAACACUGGGUUAGAAGAAGAUAGAAAAGCCUUGUCUUGCCAGCUGGAAGAUGAAAAACACUGGGUUAGAAGAAGAUAGAAAAGUCUUGUCUUGCCAGCUGGAAGAUGAAAAACACUGGGUUAGAAGAAGAUAGAAAAGCCUUGUCUUGCCAGCUGGAAGAUGAAAAAGAAAAGGCAGAGAGACAUGUAGCAGAAUUAUUGGAAGAAAAAAGUCAGACUAAAUGAUAUUAUUGCUGUUUUGCAAACAGAGUCUUUAGCAUUGAAAAAUCAAUUAACUAAUUCUGUUCAAGAAUGUCAAGUUCUUUCAACGCAACUGACUGAAAAAAUUGUGAAAUAUUUAGAAAUGAAGUCAACUAUCUCAAGAUUGGAUAAAGAAGUUACAUAUUUAGAAAAUACAAAAGCUAGCCUGGAAAUGGAGAGGGAUAGCAUCUCUUCCAGUAUGAUGGAGGAGCGAGAAAAGUUUCAUAACGAAUGUUCAGUACUGACAUCUUCAAUCUUAGAAUUACAGACCACAGUAACAAACUAUGAAGGCAAGAACAAUCUCUUGAAUAAAACUGUACUAGAACUGCAAUCUAAAAAUGCUCAUUUAGAAAAUGAUAUGAAUAUCAGUUCUUCCCAGCUAGAUGCUGAGAGUCGACCAUAUCUGCAUUGCAAGAAGAAUCUCAGGCAGAAAAAGACCAAUUGAAAAUGACCAUAUCUGCAUUGCAAGAAGAAUUUCAGGUAGAGAAAGACCAGUUGAAAAUGACCAUAUCUGCAUUACAAGAAGAAUCUCAGGCAGAGAAAGACCAUUUGAAAGCUGCCAUAUCAGAAUUACAGAACGACACUAAUAAGAGUGUCAAACUGUUUUGUCUCAACUGCAUAAAGAAAGGGAGUCUCUAAACUCAUACAAAUUAGAAAACUCACAGAUGAAAUCAACUAUUUUGAAUAAAGAGAAAGAAAUAGCAGAUUUGAAAGCUGAAAUUAGAAAUCUAGCUAAUACUUUAGUGGAAUCAGAAUACAUUAGAAACGACCUUGAGAAAGGCUUAGCUGAUGAAAGGGAACAAUUCAAGAAAGAAUGCUCCGUUUUGAGCUCAUCAGUAGCAGAACUGACGCAGAAGCUUGAGCACUGUUAGAAUGAGAGAAGUAACUUGAAUCAAACAAUACAGGAGCUCAAGACUAUGAUUGUCCAUUUGGAAAAAGACAAGGAGGCUUUGUCAUCACAGCUGGAAGAAAACUGGAAACUGAUUAAAAAAAUAGAGCCUUUCAGAGAUGUCUUGGAUAAUUUUCAAUUGGAAAUAAAAAUCUUGUUGGAAAGAGACAAAUAUACAAGUGAGCAAAUGGAAAGAUUGACCAAAGAAGCCAUUAAAAACAUGGGUCAUCAAAACCAUCGCCAGAAAGUCAAAUAUGUGAAGACUUUAAAAAAGAUUGCUCCGGUGAUUGCUACUGAACAAUGUGACUCUUCCAAAAUGACACAGACACCUGGUGAACCAAGAAUUCCUUUUAAAGGAAAAAAAAUGCUGUCUGAAUCUGAGUGCAUGUGCCCAGUAUGCAUUAGCUUACUCAUUCAGCCUGUAACGUUUCCCUGCAAUCACUCACUGUGUUUAAAAUGUUACAAGGAAACAGUGGAAAAAGCCAACCUCUCAUGUCCAGUCUGCAGGAAGCGCAUUUCAGUUUGGGCCAGAAAAGCUGCCAAGGAAAAUAAAUUGAUAAACAUGGAAAAGUGGAAAGACAUCCAAGAGGCCUUCUCUGAAAAAGUGAGGCGCAGGCUGGAAGCCAGCGAAGAAAGCGACAAAGAAGAUGAAGAAGAUAAGUUUGAAGCCCAGGAAAGACGACAAAUUUCCUGUCCUGGAGAAAUCAGACAAGAAUAUGAAGCUGCUAUCCAGCAGAUUCAGCAAAAAAAGGACGAACAGGCAAAGAAAGAGGAGGAGGCCAGUAAAGUAAAUUUUGAAGCUCUGCAACAGGAAGAAUUUUUGUCAGAAAAUGUGGAAAUAGAAGAGAAAGCACUGAUGCUUGAAAAGAAAAAGUCUAAAAAAAAUAGCCUCUUUCUGAAUCCAGUUGUCAGAUUAAAGAAGUGUUUAAAAGCAGAGGAUAUAGUGUUUAGUUGGAGAGCUAACAACUGUCUUUCUGGCACUGAAAGUUUCCAUGACUCUUCACAACUCACAGAAAACAGAUCAGCUAUACCUGCUGGCAAUAGUUCAGAAAAGAAUGAUGACCUUAGGUUUGCAACAAAAUUGCAAGAAUUUUUUGACUUAAUGGAUAAAAAAAGAAUAGUGGGUGGAUAGGUCAAAAGGAUCUAGCAAUGAAUAUACAUUCUGUAGAAAGCAUAAAUGUGAUGAGUGACUGUUACAUUGUGUUGUUGAUUGUUAUAUGUUGGGUUGAGUUGUUUUUUUAUGUUUUAGUAAUGUUUUUGUUGUUGGCUACUUUCUUUUUGAUACUGUCACAUGACCCAUAACAGUCUGACCUUUUGCACUUACCUAUACUAUUGAAUGACAUCGUCAUACAAAAUAACAAUUUAAAAGAAAGAAUAAUUAUAAGUUAUGUUAUUUAUCAGCCUCUAGGCAUCAAUUUAUUGUUUAUGUCCAGAAUGUACAGAAUGCUGUGUAAACAUAUGAUGUUAUUCUAAACACAGACUUAUUGUUCUUGAGUUGUUGAUUCCAAGUGCUUCCUAUUCUAUCUAGAUCACAUGUUUUUGAAUUAUAUUGGUCUAUAUAUAUAUAAAUAUACAUUACAAUUUAUUGAUGUUUCUAUUUAUCCAUCAUUUGAAACCUUUCAUUUACUUUUUUUACUGCUAAUUAUCAAACAAAAUUUCUAUAUUACAUGUAUGAUCUUUGCAUAGUCUAUGCCAAACAUUUACCCUGGAUUGUCAUGUUAUAUUUGAUAUUUUCAUGUAUUAACUUACUGCCAAAGCCUUAAAGAGAAAUACAUUCAUUAAUCCAAACUUUGCAAAAAAAAAAACACUAUUUGAAAAUGUCUAUUUUUUUUUUUAACUUUUAGCAAGCAUUGUUUAUUAGAAUACUAUCAGACUUAAUCAAAAUACAUUUUCUUAAACUAAAUUGAACUAAAACUUUGACAGCACAUUGAUUAAAAUGUAACAGACUUUGUUUUUGUCAUGCCUUUUAAUAAAAGCCUUAAUGAAAAAUGC
This is a messenger RNA of Biomphalaria glabrata, 5131 nucleotides long. RefSeq names its product E3 ubiquitin-protein ligase rnf168-like. The coding region runs from base 3168 to 4271 and encodes 367 amino acids. The record is from RefSeq and is a predicted model, not a curated record. Gene Ontology annotation, biological process: double-strand break repair. Gene Ontology annotation, cellular component: site of double-strand break; nucleus. Lineage: Eukaryota; Metazoa; Mollusca; Gastropoda; Planorbidae. The transcript has 11 exons. Gene Ontology annotation, molecular function: metal ion binding; nucleosome binding; ubiquitin-protein transferase activity.